Salvelinus sp. IW2-2015 is the source of this 3135-nucleotide messenger RNA. Its product is annotated as voltage-gated potassium channel regulatory subunit KCNF1-like. Gene Ontology annotation, cellular component: membrane; voltage-gated potassium channel complex. Gene Ontology annotation, biological process: protein homooligomerization; potassium ion transmembrane transport. The record is from RefSeq and is a predicted model, not a curated record. Lineage: Eukaryota; Metazoa; Chordata; Actinopteri; Salmoniformes; Salmonidae. Gene Ontology annotation, molecular function: voltage-gated potassium channel activity.
AGCACGGAGCGGUGUUUUGCGCAAUGGCUUUCCUCCUUUUUAAAAUUAGUAUAAUUUAUAGGCUACCUGCACUUUAAACUGUUCAUGCACAUGAAACACAAGUCUGUUUAUUGCAUUUCGACAUUUUCGACGCCAAAAAUAGCCCACGACAGCAGGAAAGAUGUGGACUAUACCCAAACCCCGAUAUAAGAACUGCAACAGCUUGGACACGAGGGAUGAAGCCGAGAUAUCCGUGAACAUUGGCGGGGUGAAGCUCGUUUUAUACGGGGAUGUACUUAACCGCUACCCGGAGAGUCGACUUGCAGAACUUAUCAACUGCUCAACUCUGAGUUACGACAUUAUUUACUCACUUUGUGAUGACUACGACCCCGGUAAAAGGGAGUUUUAUUUUGACCGGGAUCCUGACGCUUUCAGAUGUAUCAUUGACGUGUAUUACUUCGGUGAGAUUCACAUCAAACGAGGUAUCUGUCCCAUUUGUUUUAUUAAAGAGAUGGAAUUCUGGAAAAUUGACCAAAGCUAUUUGGACGAGUGCUGUAAAAGUGACUUGACUGAAAAAGAGGAAGAGCUGGCUGAGAUUGCCAACAAAGUGAAGCUUAUCUUGGAUGAUCUAGAUGUGGUCCCUUCUUUCAACCGCUCAGCGCGGUACCAAAAGUCCCUUUGGAAACUCAUGGAGAAACCGGAGUCCUCAUUGCCUGCGCGCAUUAUCGCCAUUGCAUCUUUCCUCUUCGUCCUUGUGUCAUCCUUGGUGAUGUGCGUGGGUACCAUUCCAGAAGUCCAAAUGGAGGACGACGAGGGGGACCUUGUGGAACACCCAACGCUGGAGGCCAUCGAGACAGCAUGCAUAGGCUGGUUCACCGUAGAAUAUCUGCUGCGUUUUAUGUCCUCCCCAAACAAACUGCACUUUUUCCUAUCCUUUAUGAACAUAAUAGACUUCAUGGCUAUCAUGCCCUUUUACGUGGUGCUGACCCUAACUUACCAGGGUACGGCCAUGAUGGAUCUGGCCAAGGUCCAGCAAGCGGUCCAGGCGCUUCGCAUCAUGCGUAUUGCCCGCAUCUUCAAACUGGCACGUCACUCCUCCGGGCUACAGACUCUCACCUAUGCGCUGAAGAGGAGUUUCAAAGAGCUGGGGCUGCUCCUUAUGUACAUGGGCAUAGGGAUAUUCGUGUUCUCAGCACUGGGCUACACCCUGGAGCAAAGCCACCCGGAGACCCUCUUCAGUAGCAUCCCACAGUCCUUCUGGUGGGCUAUUAUCACCAUGACGACCGUAGGCUAUGGAGACAUUUACCCCAAAACCACGCUCGGAAAGUGCAACGCAGCCAUCAGCUUCCUGUGUGGGGUGAUAGCCAUCGCGUUGCCCAUUCACCCCAUUAUCAACAACUUCGUUAUUUUUUACAACAAGCAGAGAUUGCUCGAGACUGCGGCCAAGCACGAGCUGGAGCUCAUGGAGUUGCAGUCUAGCGAGGACUCAAUGGUGAAGGCCACGCGCAAGUCUGGCGCAUUGGGUGCAUUGGAGAGCUCUAUGCGCACCUCUCGUAGUGAUAAUUCUAUACCACUUAUUGAGGAAUCAACCAGGACUUUUAAGUCGAAAAAGUAUUGCUCCGAAACAGAAUCGUUUUAACUUGACAUAGACAUAGGCCUAUUGUAGAGUAACGUGUUUCAGUUCGAUGAGGUAUUUCCUCCUGUAGCUUCUACACAGUAAAUCAAGGAUAGUUGAAAUCAGUGUUAAAAUCAUUUGGGUUAAAUUGACUCUACUGGGAGUUAUUUUAACCCUCAAGAGAGUGAUAUGCUCUGUGGAGUUAGUGUUGAUAACUGGAGUUGAUUGGGACAGAGUACUUUUAACUCCCUUAAGAGAAACCAGAGACAAGGAAUUAAAUAUAUGGAGUUGUCUACGAUGUGGGAGGAGCAUCAUUGGCAUAUUUCCCAGCUUGCUCUGUUGAAGCUUGAUUUUUGAAAUUGUUUGUUUCAAUAUCUGUGUUUUUGCAUGCACAUUGGUUGUUUUUGAUCUUAUGCUACACAAAGAUAAGAAACUUAGAUUUUUCUAAACUAAUCCAAUCGGUAAAUGGUUGGAUUUCUAGCAACCAGUAGUGAGAUAGUUGUUCCAGUUUACAUGGUGUAGUUGGUAGUCCUGAUGUACUGUGUAUUUUCUACCCUACUAUGACAGGUAUUCUAUAAGCAAAUUGUGGGGACAUAAAAUUGUUGGAUACCUUCCUGCAAAUUGGAUUCCAGUAGAGAUGUCAUUUCACAUUACAAACCACCAUAAUGUGAAACAUUAAGAAAUAUUCAUAUAUGUUUUUAACACCCUUAUAACGUAAAGGAAGUAAACUGAAAGAGAAAUGUACUCUGCUGGAGGUGAUUGUUAAUUCAAAACAACACUGAAAAUAGUAAAAUGUCAAUUGGUGUUAUAUUUAAGCAACUCUCUGAGAGUUGGACAUUUACUCCAUUUUGUGCUGUUUUAAAUCCCAAAAUAUCAACACCAUGAUCAGAGUAGUUUUAACACAAAAUUGGGGUGGGACCAUAUAAACCCCCAAAUAGUGUUACAUUUCACUCCAUAGGAGUUGAAUUAACUCUUGUGAUUUUACCAUGUACAUGUGGGUCUAGUGACUCUAGUCAGUCUACAGCAAACAUCAAGAAUGGAGUUUUUCGGGGAGAAUUGUAAUUGUAUUUAUUCAAUUAGCAUCGAAUAAAGCGUUUGCAUGAGAAACAUUGAAAUGGACCUGAGUAUCCAAAUCUGGAGACAUAGGCGUACUAAUGUGGAGCUUAACCACCCCAUUCCCAUUUCUUCUCAGGAAAGUUAUUUUGAAAUACAGUGCUCACUCCUAUGUCUUUGAUGUUUGUACAGGGGGAUGCCUGUAAUUAUUAUACCGGUGCACAGACCUUUUAUGCACAGAUAGCCUAAUGGGUAUUUUUUUAAUCCUCAAUGCAACUUAAACAUUUUAAACAUUGGCUUGUCUUCUGGACCUGCAGGGGAAAGAAUGGCAUUUCGUUUUUUAUCUGAGGUACAUAAAAUAUUAGCCUCGUAAUUACCAGACUGAUUAACAUUCAUAUAAGCUUGCAAGAUCAGGCAGCUUGCGAGGCUAAUGAAUAUAUAGUGAACAAAAAUAUAAAUGCAACGUGCAACAAUUUUUUACUGAGUUA